AUGGACCAACAGUUUUUGAGCCAACUUGAGCAAGCUUUGAAUGCUAUUGUUCAGCCAAACUCAGCAGGGUUAAAAGAGGCUACUAAAGUCUUACAAACCCAAUUUUAUAGCCAACCACAAACUUUGCCAGCAUUAAUUCAUAUUCUUCAAAAUAACCCUAACGAUUCCUUAAAACAAUUAGCAGGUGUUGAAACUAGAAAAUUGGUUUCAAAACAUUGGGAUGGUUUAGAUGAAACUACAAAAACUCAAAUUAAAUCGUCUUUAUUACAAACCGCUUUCACUGAACCAAAAGAGAUUAUUCGUCAUUCUAAUGCUCGUGUGAUUGCAGCUAUUGGUAAUCAAGAAUUAGAAUCUAACAAAUGGCCAGAUUUGGUUCCAAGUUUAAUUCAAACUGCUGCUGGUGAUAAUAGUCAAAAUAGACAGACUGCUGUUUUCAUUUUAUUAUCCUUAUUAGAAGAUUUUAACACUGCAUUGACUGUGUAUAUUGACGAUCUAUUAAACUUAUUUGCUCAAACAAUUAAUGAUACCACUUCUUUAGAAACUAGAUCUCUAUCCGCACAAGCCUUAAAUAAUGUCUCUGCUUUAAUUGAAGAACAAGAAAACAUUGAUCCAAAUCAAGCUGCUAAGUUUGCUGGUUUAAUUCCAUCUAUUGUCAAUGUUUUGGAUGCCGUUAUUAAGGCUGAUGAUGCUACAAAUGCUAAAUUGAUUUUUAAUUGUUUAAAUGAUUUCUUAUUGUUAGACUCUCAGUUAACUGGUAAUGCCAUCAUUGAUUUAAUAAAAUUAACUUUACAAAUCUCCCUUAAUAGCCAAAUUGAUGAAGAGGUCAGAGUCUUUGGCAUUCAAUUUGUCAUUUCUGCCUUAUCUUAUAGAAAAUCAAAGAUCAUUCAAGGUAAAUUAGGUCCAGAAAUCACUUUAACUGCCUUAAAAGUUGCUGCCAGUGAAAUUGAUGUCGACGACGAAUUAAACAACGAAGACGAAGCUGGUGAAAAUGAAGAAAACACUCCUUCUUUAGUCGCCAUUAGAUUAAUAGCCUUUGCUUCUGCUGAAUUGCCACCAUCUCAGGUUGCAGCUGUUAUUUGUGAACAUAUUCCUGCUAUGUUACAAUCAUCUAAUCCAUUUGAAAGAAGAGCUAUUUUAUUGGCUAUCUCUGUUGCUGUUGGUGGUUCUCCAGAUUAUAUUUUAUCUCAAUUCGAUAAGAUUAUUCCGGCUACAAUUACUGGAUUAAAGGAUGCUGAACCAAUUGUUCAAUUAGCAGCUUUAAAAUGUGUUCAUCAAAUGACUGUUGAGUUACAAGAUGAAGUAGCUAAGUUUUAUGCCGACUACUUACCAUUAAUCAUCUCUAUAAUUGAUUCUGCUAAGUUUUUUGUCAUCUACCACUAUGCCACUGUUGCAUUAGAUGGUUUACUAGAGUUCAUUGCCUACGAAGCUAUUUCUGACUACUUAGAACCAUUAAUGAACAAGUUAUUCCAUAUGUUAGAAUCCAAUCAGUCAUCUAAAUUGAGAUGUGCCGUUGUCUCUGCCAUUGGUUCUGCUGCAUUUGCAUCCGGUACUGCAUUUAUUCCAUACUUCAAAACGAGUGUUCAAUAUUUGGAACAAUUUAUUCAAAAUUGUAGUCAAAUUGAAGGUAUGAGUGAUGACGAUAUUGAAUUAAGAGCUAUGACAUUUGAGAAUAUUUCAACUAUGGCCAGAGCCGUUAGAUCUGAAGCAUUUGCUGAAUUUGCUGAACCAUUAGUUAAUUCUGCCUAUGAAGCUAUCAAAACAGAUUCUGCUAGAUUAAGAGAAUCAGGUUAUGCGUUCAUUGCUAACUUAUCUAAAGUUUAUGGUGAAAAUUUCGCUACCUUCUUGCCAACCAUUUUACCAGAAAUUUUUAAAACUUUAGAAUUAGAAGAAUAUCAAUUCAACUUUGAUGGUGAUGAAGAAGAGCUAGCUGCUCUUGCUGAAAGUGGUGCAGAAGAAGACCUACAAAGUAAAUUUACCGUCAAUACUGGUAUUUCUUAUGAAAAGGAAGUUGCUGCUGCUGCUUUAUCUGAAUUAGCUAUUGGUACCAAGGAAAGUUUCUUACCAUAUGUUGAAAAGAGUUUAGAAGUUUUGAACAAGCAAGUUGAUGAAUCUUAUGGUUUAAGAGAAACUGCAUUGAACACUAUCUGGAAUGUUGUUAAAGCUGUUUUAUUAGCUUCUAAAAUUGUAGAAGAAUCAUAUCCAAAAGGCUUACCAGCUGGUUCUUAUGUUGAUGAAACCGUGUUAAUGGUUAUCAAGAAUGCCAGAGAAGUGUCUAUCCAAAAUUUGGUUGAAGAAUUUGAAACCACCAUGAUUAUUACUAUAUUAGAAGACUUUGCUAACAUGAUUAAGAAAUUCGGUCCAAUUAUUAUCAUGGAUAAUGGUGAUUCUUCUUCUUUAGAAACUUUGUUGGUUCAAGUCACAAGUGUUUUAAAGGGUACUCAUGCCUGUCAAACUAUUGAUUUAGAAGACGAUAUUCCAAAAGAUGAAGAUAUGGAUGCAUCAGAAACUGAAGCUACCUUACAAGAUGUUGCUUUAGAAGUUUUAGUCAGUUUAUCUCAUGCUUUAGCUGGUGAUUUUGCUAAAGUGUUUGAAGGUAUGAAACCAACUGUUCUUGGUUUAUUCCAAUCCAAAUCUAAAAACAAGAGGUCAUCAGUUGUUGGUGCAGUUUCUGAGUUAGCUCUUGGUAUGAAAGAACAAAAUCCAUUUAUUCAAGAAAUGCUAGAGGCUUUGGUGAUUAGAUUGACUACUGAUAAGUCCUUAGAAGUUAGAGGUAAUGCUGCUUAUGGUGUUGGAUUGUUAUGUCAAUAUGCAUCCUUUGAUAUUUCUAGUGUUUAUGAACCAAUAUUGAAAGCUCUUUAUCAAAUUCUACACACAGCAGACCAAAAAGCACUUUCAUUGGAGGACGAUGAGGCUACCAGAGAAACUAUUGAUAGAGCCUUUUCUAAUGUUUGUGGGUGUGUUGCAAGAAUGGUUUUAAAACAUGAAAAUUUAGUUCCUUUAGAUCAAACCAUUCCAGCUAUUUUAUCUCAUUUACCAUUCCAAACAGGUUUUGAAGAAUAUACUCCAAUCUUUGAAUUGAUUAUGAAGUUAUACCAAGAUAACAACUCUAUUAUUACUAAAGAAACACCAAAAAUAGUCGAAAUUUUUGCUGCCAUUUUCACUAAAGAAAGUGAAAGAAUUAAAUUAGAACAAGAAUCUACAUUGGGUAGAGAAGAAAACAUGGAAAGAUUAAAACAAUUCCAGACUGAAGAAAUGAAAUUAAGAGUUAUUGAAUUAUUGAAAUUCUUGAACUCUAACUAUGACGGUGUUGUAGCCUCCAACCCUGUUUUAGCUCCAUUAAUUGCUUAG
Messenger RNA from Arxiozyma heterogenica, 3348 nucleotides. RefSeq names its product karyopherin KAP123 (gene KAP123). Gene Ontology annotation, biological process: protein import into nucleus. The record is from RefSeq and is a predicted model, not a curated record. The coding region runs from base 1 to 3348 and encodes 1115 amino acids. Gene Ontology annotation, cellular component: nucleus; cytoplasm. The transcript has a single exon. Lineage: Eukaryota; Fungi; Ascomycota; Saccharomycetes; Saccharomycetales; Saccharomycetaceae. Gene Ontology annotation, molecular function: nuclear import signal receptor activity; small GTPase binding.